Messenger RNA from Musca domestica (house fly), 1522 nucleotides. Its product is annotated as probable methyltransferase-like protein 25. The coding region runs from base 1 to 1494 and encodes 497 amino acids. NCBI's taxonomy places the organism in Eukaryota, Metazoa, Arthropoda, Insecta, Diptera, Muscidae. The record is from RefSeq and is a predicted model, not a curated record. The transcript has 3 exons.
AUGUCAGCUCCGCAAAUCUGUAAACGUCUCGAUGCCAUUUUAAAGUUCAUGGAACCCUAUUGGCCAUGGGUAAACUGUCACAUGGUCAAUUUUAUAACUGACAAUCAUUGGACCAAUUUUGUGCCCAAUGAAAUACAGGAGGAGCUACAAAGUUCUGAAGCCAUACAUGAAUGUAUUGAAUCAGUUUUUUGGGCGGAGGCAUUCAGUGCAAACACAAAAUUCACCGAAACCGCAGCAUUUAUUCAACGAACCCAGGCCCAGUGCCUUGAGAGUUUUAACGAAAUUUUAUUAACAAAAGAUGAUCUGGCCAAAUGUGUACUGUCAAAACUCAGUACGGAACAGGCCCAAAAUCCAAUUAGCAUUAAGGAAUUUUUAAGUGAAAAGAAGCGACAUGAGGUUGAAAUCACAGCCAAUCUAAUAAACGACUUAAUUCGGGGUACCGAGGCUGGCAAUAAUGCAGUCAUUGUGGAUGCAGGAGACGGCAAAGGUUAUUUAUCUUCACGCUUGGCUUUGGAAUAUGGCUACAAUGUGUUGGGUAUAGACAGCAAUCCCUCGAAUACCGAAAAUGCCAUGGAAAGAAACAAAAAACUAAAAAAAGCUUGGAAUGGUCUUAAAGAUAGAGCAGAAUUGGAGUCAAAGGGCAUAACACCACCAAGACGGGGAAGACAAAAACAAAAGACAAACGACAACACCAACCCCAAUGUUACAGACUCCGACAAUUAUAAAACAGUGGAGAAAUUCAUAACUACAGACCUCGAUAUAGCCGGUCUAAUUCAUGAUUAUUUCCCCGAAUUACCUGAACAACAAACCGCGGUGUGCUUGACUGGUCUACACACGUGUGGUAAUCUUGCAUCCGCCUGUUUAAAAUUAUUUCAUCAUCAAGAAAAAUGCAAAAUUCUCUGCAACAUUGGCUGUUGCUAUCAUUUGCUAAAAGAAAUGUACUCUGGACAGGAAUUCUUUGGCAACAAACAUAUACUGGACAUGAAUCCAGAAACUGGGUUUCCUUUGAGUUCAUACCUGCAAGAGAAACGUUUAUCUUUGGGAAGAAAUGCUCGCAUGUUGGCCGUACAAUCGACAGAUCGUACCAAAACCAGUAAAGAACUGCCAAAUAUCUCCCUACUCUACCGAGCUCUGUUUGAGAUACUGGUUUGUGAAGCUUUUCCGGAAAUGAAAGAUGCCGUUCAAGUUGGUAAAUUGCGAAAAUUCAGCAAUUUCGCUGAAUAUGUAGAACUGUGUAAAAAGAAGCAUCCCUGUUUGGAAGUUAUAUCCCCCGAAAGAAUAACAGCCAUUGCUGCCGAAGGUGUCAAUCAUAAAAGUCAUUUAGACAUGUUUUAUCUGCUACGCAUGACUUUCGCUCCUGUUUUGGAAAGUAUUAUAGUUUUGGAUCGCCUGCUUUUCUUGUUGGAAAAUGGCCAUCAACAGAGCUAUGUUGUGGCUGCAUUUGAUGCUGUUGUUUCACCUCGACGUUUUGCAAUAAUUUCAAUAAAAGAAUAAUACAACUUUUGGUUACCAAAAAUCCAAA